Messenger RNA from Manihot esculenta (cassava), 984 nucleotides. Its product is annotated as LOB domain-containing protein 4. NCBI's taxonomy places the organism in Eukaryota, Viridiplantae, Streptophyta, Magnoliopsida, Malpighiales, Euphorbiaceae. The coding region runs from base 221 to 745 and encodes 174 amino acids. The record is from RefSeq and is a predicted model, not a curated record. The transcript has 2 exons.
UCCUCCCUUCUUCAUGCCUCCACCCCUCACUCUCUUUACCCUAUCAAUACUCACACUUCUCUCUCCUCCUUUUUCUGCUGCUUCUGCACCUACACUACCACAGUAACUAGCUAUUUCUUUGUCGUUUCUUUUGUUUUUCAAUUGCCCCAAAGAUUUAAGGGCAAAGGGUAUAGUUGUUUUGGUUGGGGGGGUGGGGGGGGGGGACACGUGGCAAUAGAAAAUGAAAGAGAGUGGGAGAAAACAAGGUGCAGCAUCACCUUGCGCAGCUUGCAAGCUAUUGAGGAGAAGGUGUGCCCAAGAUUGUGUAUUUGCUCCUUAUUUCCCAGCAGAUGAGCCCCAGAAGUUUGCUAAUGUCCACAAGGUCUUUGGUGCUAGUAAUGUGAAUAAGAUGUUACAGGAACUACCAGAGUAUCAGAGAGGAGAUGCAGUGAGCAGCAUGGUGUAUGAAGCGAAUGCGAGAGUGCGAGACCCUGUGUACGGCUGCGUCGGUGCUAUAUCAUCUCUACAGCAACAGAUUGAUGCACUCCAAACCCAGCUGGCGCUGGCUCAGGCGGAGGUGGUGCACCUUCGGGUCCGGCAGACUACCAUAUCACAUCAUCAAUUUCAAUCUGUGCUGAGCCCUACUAGUCCGCCGAGUAACAGCGGCUCUCCGUCGUCUAGACUCGUGGGAUCACAGAUCAGGCCCAUGUUUGACAUGGAUAUGGUGGACCAUGCAAGCUUGGGAGAAUCAAUGUGGUCGUGCUAAAUGCUUUUUCCUUUUUCUUUUUUCAAAUCCUAAUUAAUUUCUUGCUUUGGACUAUCUAAUGAUUUGAUGUUUUUGCACGGGUUUUGUUUCCACUUGGGUACUUAGAGAGGUAUAGCACUGCUAGUAGCGGUGGGGAUGAUUCACCUACUUUAUUUUGGAUUAACUAUAUUGUAUAUAUAUAUUAAUUUGAAGAUUAUAUACAGUAAGUAAUUAUAUAGUUUAUUAUUGAUUUGCUUGUC